Molecule: messenger RNA, 1473 nt
Organism: Passer domesticus (house sparrow)
Lineage: Eukaryota; Metazoa; Chordata; Aves; Passeriformes; Passeridae
Gene: P2RY4
Product: pyrimidinergic receptor P2Y4
Exons: 1
Coding region: 199-1314 (371 amino acids)
Biological process (GO): transepithelial chloride transport; G protein-coupled receptor signaling pathway
Cellular component (GO): plasma membrane
Molecular function (GO): G protein-coupled purinergic nucleotide receptor activity; G protein-coupled UTP receptor activity
Source: RefSeq, a predicted model, not a curated record
GCCGAGCCCGCUCCCCCCGCCCCCGGCUCCCCACGCGCGAGUUGAGAAAAACCAGAGAACCAUCAAAGUGGCCGGAGCUCCUGGAGGGGGAGAAAAUCUGGCAGCUUUGGCUCCUUUCCACGCUUUGUGCCUGACAAUGGUCGGGAUCAGUGACUAGUGUGCUUUUAUGAACUGCUCCCUAGGUCUGGCUGGCACACCAUGGCCACUCCGGUGAGGACGUUCCCGCUUUCCCUGUGGACACCGACGCCGGCUCCCUGGCCAGGGGGGAACACCACAGCAGCGCCCGAGGCUAAGUGUGUCUUCAACGAAGAGUUCAAGUUCAUCCUGCUGCCCGUCUCCUACAGCAUCGUCUUCGUGGUGGGGCUGCCCCUCAACUCCUGGGCCCUGUGGAUGUUCAUCUCCAGGAUGAGGCCCUGGAAUGCCACCACCACCUACAUGGUGAACCUGGCCCUCUCGGACACGCUCUACGUCCUGUCCCUGCCCACCCUGGUCUAUUAUUACGCCGACCGCAACAAUUGGCCCUUUGGCACGGGGCUGUGCAAGAUCGUGCGGUUCCUCUUCUACGCCAACCUCUACAGCAGCAUCCUCUUCCUCACCUGCAUCAGCGUGCACCGCUACAUGGGCAUCUGCCACCCCAUCCGCUCCCUCAAGUGGGUGAAGACCAAGCACGCCCGCAUCAUCUGCGUGGCCGCCUGGCUCGUGGUCAUCAUCUGCCUCAUCCCCAACCUCAUCUUCGUCACCACCAGCUCCAAGGGCAACACCACGCUGUGCCACGACACCACCAAGCCCGAGGAGUUCGACCACUACGUGCACUACAGCUCCUCCAUCAUGGCCCUGCUCUUCGGCGUGCCCUUCCUGGUCAUCGUCCUGUGCUACUGCCUGAUGGCCAAGCGCCUCUGCAAGUCCAGCGUUUCCAGCCCCGGCCCCCGCAUGCCCUCCUACAAGAAGCGCUCCAUCAGGAUGAUCAUCGUGGUGCUCGCCGUCUUCGCCAUCUGCUUCGUGCCCUUCCACAUCACCCGCACCCUCUACUACACCUCCCGCUACUUCCAGGCCGACUGCCGGACCCUCAACAUCAUCAACUUCAGCUACAAGAUCACGCGGCCGCUGGCCAGCAUCAACAGCUGCCUCGACCCCAUCCUCUACUUCAUGGCCGGGGACAAGUACCGGGGCCGGCUGCGCCGCGGGGCCGCCCAGCGCCUCCGGCCCGUGCCCACGCUGGACCUGGUCCUGGUGUCACCCUUCGCUGACAGCCUCACGGGUGACAGCCACAUCGCCAGUGUCACCCGCGGGGCCGGGACCGCACGCGGGUGCUGAGGGGUUCCACAGCCUCAGCCCUGGGCUCCAGGAGCUGCAGCCCCUCCGUGUGGGCAUUCCCAAAUCCCCAGACCUGAGUUGUGCCUGCCCUGCAGGGCUGAGGGCUGCAGCCCCGGGUUGGUCCCAGCCCUGCCCUGUGACACCGUGGGAGGAGGGUGC